UUUUUGGAAGAGCAGCAAAAAUAGCAAUCAUUUUUAUAUAUUUUUUAAAGUAAAUUUAAUAUUUUUGCAUAAGUUUGCGCGUCAUAAUUAUUUUGGUACAAACAAACUGUAAAGUGAGCAAGUGUUAAAAAUGAAUCCAAUCAUAAACAUCGCAUGUGAAUUUAAUACUAACGAAAACUUUAUACCAAAAGACGUGGACUCUGGAUUUAUCGACCAAGAUCCUCUAGAUGGGUUGGGUGUAUGCAAUGAAGAAAAAUUUAAUAAAUUAGACCAAGUGGUCUUUGCUGAUCCUAUAAAUUAUACACACAAUAACUUAAACACAGAAAAUGAUGAUAACAUAGACCCCACAUUCACAUUCCUUGACAAAGUGACAGUAGAAAAGAGGGUUGGAAAAAGAAAUAAAUAUCACAUUGAAUUAGAAGAUGUUUCUAAUCCAGUCUGUCCGGAGAAAAGCUGCCAAAGGAAAUUCUCCACUAUAACCCUGUUAAAAGCUCACAUACGUAAAGUACACUGCAGUGUACAAAGAUACACGUGUGAGUUUUGUGGUCUCAGCUUCACAGCCAAAUACUUGUUGAAUCGUCACACAGUGGUGCAUGAGAGGAGCAAAGUGCAGUGCCUUGUAUGUAAAAGAAUGCUGAGCAAGAGGACCAAUCUAUCGGUGCAUAUGCGGUUUGUGCAUAGACAGGGAGAGUUGAAAUGUGACAAGUGUGAUCAAAGGUUCGAAAAACGCAGUCAAUAUACCCGCCACAAAUCGUCGCACAAGGUCUAAAGGUAAAGAAGUCCAGAAAAGAUGGCGGUCCAUCCGGGACUCGUACACAAAGGCGUUCCGCCAGGGCAAGUGCCCGCCGCCGGAGAUGUGUGCCCCGGGGAGCAAGCGGUACCAGUACCACAGGCAGAUGUCCUUCCUGUUGCGUGCUCUGCAGAACAA
Molecule: messenger RNA, 928 nt
Organism: Maniola jurtina (meadow brown)
Lineage: Eukaryota; Metazoa; Arthropoda; Insecta; Lepidoptera; Nymphalidae
Product: zinc finger protein 492-like
Exons: 7
Coding region: 131-769 (212 amino acids)
Biological process (GO): regulation of DNA-templated transcription
Molecular function (GO): DNA-binding transcription factor activity, RNA polymerase II-specific; RNA polymerase II cis-regulatory region sequence-specific DNA binding
Source: RefSeq, a predicted model, not a curated record